ACUAAACUCCUUCGAAAAAUACUACCUAGCUCCAUUUUUGGUUUCAAGACUGAAAGACUUCACUCCUGCAGCCACGAAUUCGGGAUUAGGGUUGGUUCUCAUCUUCUAUUCUCUUACACCAGGACUAUAAUGCUGAUUUUAUGAUCCAGUUGAUAGAAGAAUAUAUAAAACUUCUCUAAAAAUUUCUCUCUGCCGCGCCACGAGGAAACCAUCACAGCACCACCGUUGCAGCUUCAUCGAUGACGUCCGAAGAGCGAGAAGAUCAAGGUGACUCUAGUUUACCAGAGAUAGGAAAUGCAGAUAUAAUCAUAUUAAAUGAUGAAAAAGCCGAAUCUCAGAAAAAGAAACGGAAGAAACUAUUGUUAAAAGAAGCUAAGCAGGCACGGAACCAUGGAGUUUGUUAUAUGAGUAGGAUACCUCCUCAAAUGGACCCAGUAAAGCUACGCCAAGUUCUUUCUCAGUAUGGAGAAAUUGAUAGGAUUUACCUUGUGCCUGAAACGAAGCAGUUACCUCAGCAAGUAAAUCGCAAGAAAGCUGGUGAUUUUCGAGGUCAAGGCUUUUCAGAAGGGUGGGUUGAAUUUACGAAUAAAAGAGUUGCAAAGAGGAUUGCGGAAAUGUUAAAUGGGGAACAAAUGGGUGGGAGGAAAAAAUCAUCGUUCUUUUAUGACACAUGGAAUAUCAAGUAUCUAAGUAAAUUUAAGUGGGAGGAUCUUACGGAAGAAAUCGCUUACAAGCAUGCUCUUAGGGAGCAGAAAUUAACUUUGGAAAUAUCUGCUGCCAAGAGGGAACGGAAUUUCUACAUGGACAAGGUUGAUAAGUCUAAAGGCCUGACUGCCAUACAAGAACGGAUGAAAAAGAAGCAGAAGGUCCAAGAACAAGGCUCGGAGAUAAAUUCAGAUCCCCAAGUGGAUCAUCAAGAACCAAAAGUAAUUCGCCAAUUCCAACAGACAAGGCCAGUUAAGGAUGAUUCAGCCCAGACCAAACUUCGAAUGUCUAGAGAUGUCUUGGCCGGGGUAUUUGGUGGAAAAUGAUCACCACCUGCUACACCAGGCCUGGUUCUGGACCCUACUGAAGGUCCAGAGUGUUGUACGACCCAACUUUUGCAUUUUUUGUUUUCAUGAAAAACUUAUUGUAUUAAUAUUAGUGAGAUGUAUUGAAUCAAUUUACUGAUGGAUUGAUAAACCUAUGAGACUCGUUCCAAACGGGUACUCCCUCCGUCCCACUAUUAAUUGACCUAGUACAAUUUUGAAAUGAUUUCUCUCAAACUGUACUACGGAUAUUUAUAAAUUUAUAUCAUUGAAAAGCAUUUUAAAACA
Messenger RNA from Papaver somniferum (opium poppy), 1316 nucleotides. RefSeq names its product pre-rRNA-processing protein ESF2-like. The record is from RefSeq and is a predicted model, not a curated record. Gene Ontology annotation, molecular function: RNA binding. NCBI's taxonomy places the organism in Eukaryota, Viridiplantae, Streptophyta, Magnoliopsida, Ranunculales, Papaveraceae. The coding region runs from base 240 to 1031 and encodes 263 amino acids. Gene Ontology annotation, cellular component: nucleolus. Gene Ontology annotation, biological process: endonucleolytic cleavage to generate mature 5'-end of SSU-rRNA from (SSU-rRNA, 5.8S rRNA, LSU-rRNA); endonucleolytic cleavage in 5'-ETS of tricistronic rRNA transcript (SSU-rRNA, 5.8S rRNA, LSU-rRNA); endonucleolytic cleavage in ITS1 to separate SSU-rRNA from 5.8S rRNA and LSU-rRNA from tricistronic rRNA transcript (SSU-rRNA, 5.8S rRNA, LSU-rRNA). The transcript has 8 exons.